Messenger RNA from Tupaia belangeri chinensis (Chinese tree shrew), 3464 nucleotides. It is a transcript of the gene SLC4A9, whose product is annotated as solute carrier family 4 member 9. Gene Ontology annotation, biological process: bicarbonate transport; transmembrane transport; regulation of intracellular pH. Gene Ontology annotation, molecular function: sodium:bicarbonate symporter activity; monoatomic anion transmembrane transporter activity; solute:inorganic anion antiporter activity. The record is from RefSeq and is a predicted model, not a curated record. The transcript has 23 exons. Gene Ontology annotation, cellular component: plasma membrane; basolateral plasma membrane. Lineage: Eukaryota; Metazoa; Chordata; Mammalia; Scandentia; Tupaiidae. Bases 26 to 2884 code for a protein of 952 amino acids.
GAGAUUCUCUGUGACAUCCACCAAGAUGAAGCUGCCAGACCAGGAGGCGUUUGAUGCCUCCAGCACUCAUGAAGAUGUUCCUGCAGGGGAGCUGGAGAGUGGCCCUAGCUCAGACCCCAGACCUGAUGGCCCCUUAGACACAGACAACAAGGAACUGGAGGUACCCAAAGACCCUCUGCUCUUCAUUCAGCUGAAUGAGCUGCUAGGCUGGCCCCAGGCAUUGGAAUGGAAAGAGACAGGCAGGUGGGUGCUGUUUGAGGAGAAGCUGGAGGUGGGCGCAGGCCGAUGGAGUGCCCCCCAUGUGCCCACCCUGGCACUACCUAGCCUCCAGAAGCUUCGCAGCCUGCUGGCCGAGGGCCUGAUACUGCUGGACUGUCCAGCUCAGAGCCUCCUGGAGCUCGUGGAGCAGGUGACCAGGGUGGAGUCACUGAGUCCGGAGCUGAGAGGGCAGUUGCAGACCUUGCUGCUACAGAGACCCCAGCACCACUUCUCGACCACAGGCACCAGUCCCUGCUGGGGACCUACUCAUCCUAGAAAGGCUUCUUAUGAUGAGGAAGCUCCUCUGAAGGAACAGAACCCCCUGAGACAGAAGCUGCCUCCAGGAGCUGAGGCAGGGGCUGUGCUGGCAGGGGAGCUGGGCUUCUUGGCACAGCCCCUGGGGGCCUUUGUGCGACUGCGGGAUCCAGUGGUGCUGGGGCCGCUCACUGAGGUGCCUCUCCCCAGCAGGUUUUUCUGCCUCCUCCUGGGUCCCCCCAUGCUGGGAAGGGGCUACCAUGAGAUGGGCCGGGCAGCAGCUGUUCUCCUCAGCGACCCGCAAUUCCAGUGGUCAGUUCGUCGAGCCAACAGUCUUCAUGACCUUCUGGCAGCCUUGGAUGCCUUCCUAGAGGAGGUGACAGUGCUUCCUCCAGGUCGGUGGGAUCCAACAGCCCGGAUUUCCCCGCCCAAAUGUCUACCCUCUCAGCAUAAAAGGUUCACCUUGCAAGUGCAGGUCAAGGGCCUGUUGCCCCCACACAGGGCCCCAGCUGAGGACAGGCACCGUGAUGGGCCCCAGGCGCCCAGCGUGGAGUUGCAGCGAACUGGCAGGCUGUUUGGGGGCCUUGUUCAGGACGUUCGCAGGAAGGCUUCAUGGUACCCCAGCGAUUUCUUGGAUGCCCUGCACCCCCAGUGCUUUUCGGCCAUGCUCUACAUUUACCUAGCCACCAUCACGAAUGCCAUCACAUUUGGGGGUUUGCUGGGAGAUGCCACUGGAGGUUCCCAGGGAGUGCUGGAAAGUUUCCUGGGCACAGCAGUGGCUGGGGCUGCCUUCUGCCUGAUGGCCGCCCAGCCACUCACCAUCCUCAGCAGCACUGGGCCAGUGCUGGUCUUCGAGCGUCUGCUCUUCUCUUUCAGCAGAGAUAACAGCCUGGACUACCUGCCCUUCCGUCUGUGGGUGGGCAUCUGGGUGGCCACCUUUUGCCUGGUGUUGGUGGCCACAGAAGCCAGCGUGCUGGUACGCUACUUCACCCGCUUCACUGAGGAAGGUUUCUGUGCCCUCAUCAGCCUCAUCUUCAUCUAUGAUGCUGUGGGCAAAAUGCUGAAUUUGACUCAUGACUAUCCUAUCCAGAAGCAUGGGUCCCCUGCCUAUGGCUGCCUCUGCCAAUACCCAGGUCCAGGAGGAAAUGAGUCCCAAUGGACGAGGACAAGGCAAAAUGAUAGAGAUGACAUCUUCAGCAUGGACCUCGGCUUGGUCAAUGCAUCCUUGCUGCCCCCACCUGAGUGCGUCCAGCGGGGAGGCUACCCUCGUGGCCCUGGCUGUCAUACGGUCCCGGACAUUGCCUUCUUCUCCCUCCUCCUCUUCUUUACCUCCUUCCUCUUUGCCAUGGCCCUCAAGCAUGUAAGGACUAGCCGCUUUUUCCCUUCUGUGGUACGCAAGGUGCUCAGUGACUUCUCCUCAGUCCUGGCCAUCCUCCUGGGCUGUGCUCUUGAUGCCUACCUGGGCCUACCCACGCCGAAGCUCACGGUACCCAGAGAGUUCAAGCCCACACUUCCUGGGCGUGGCUGGCUGGUGUCACCUUUUGGAGCCAAUCCCUGGUGGUUGAGUGUGGUGGCUGCCCUGCCUGCCCUGCUGCUGUCUAUCCUUAUCUUCAUGGACCAGCAGAUCACUGCAGUCAUCCUCAACCGUCCAGAAUACAAAUUGCGGAAAGGAGCUGGCUUCCACCUGGACCUCUUCUGUGUGGCUGUGCUGAUGCUGCUCACUUCAGUCCUUGGGCUGCCCUGGUAUGUCUCAGCCACUGUCAUCUCUCUGGCCCACAUGGACAGUCUUCGGAAAGAGAGCAGAGCCUGUUCCCCUGGGGAGCCCCCCAGUUUCCUGGGUAUCAGAGAGCAGAGGCUGACGGGGCUGAUGGUGUUCAUCCUUACUGGAGUCUCCAUCUUUCUGGCACCUGUUCUCAAGUUCAUCCCGAUGCCUGUGCUCUAUGGCAUCUUCCUGUACAUGGGGGUGGCAGCACUUAGCAGUAUCCAGUUUAUAAAGAGAGUGCAGCUACUAUUGAUGCCAACAAAACACCAGCCAGACCUGCUGCUUUUGCGGCAUGUGCCUCUGAGCAGGGUCCACCUCUUCACAGCCAUCCAGCUCGCCUGCCUGGGUCUGCUUUGGAUAAUCAAGUCUACCCCUGCAGCUAUCAUCUUCCCCCUCAUGUUACUGGGCCUCGUAGGAGUCCGAAAGGCACUGGAGUGGGUCUUCUCAUCACAGGAACUCCUUUGGCUUGAUGAGCUGAUGCCAGAGGAAGAGAGGAGCAUCCUUGAUAAAGGGCUGGAACCAGAGCACUCAUUCAGUGGAAGUGACAGUGAAGAUUCAGAGCUGAUGUAUCAGCCAAAGGCUCCAGAAAUCAACAUCUCUGUGAAUUAGCUGGAGUAGGAGCCUAGGAGCGGAGACCCCAGGAAAUGGAGCAUGAGUUCACAGGUGUGUACUAAAGAAGUCAGGACAGCUUUGCCCUUUGGCUUAACUUCCACAUGCUCAGUCAGCUGGGGACCUGGAACAAUGGGGCAGAACUGAAGGGCAGCUGGCCAAGAGCUUACCUCCUGAGCUGUGACCAGAGUGGCAGGGAGCAAGGAGGUUUGUUGUGUGCCUAGGAAAGGCUAGUGAGCCUUCCUCAUUCACUCUCUACCCAUUAUAGGGGGCUAUGCUCAGAAUCUCUUUCCAUUUUUAAUGUUCUGUCCUCACAAAUUCUCUUUUAUAGACUCUAGGAACUGUCAGGGAACUCUUUUCUACUUGUGGAGGAGAGAAAAAUGUCCUUCUCCACAAUAAAUACUCUUCUAUUUGAAAUAGCUUUUAUACAUACAAAAAAAUCUUUAUUAUUGUUUUUUAUUUUACCAUAAAAGCAAAGGAGAUUACUAGUAAAUAUUGAAACACCAUGGAAAAAAAUAAUUUUGAAAUGGAAACCAUCUCAGAAAUAUAGUGUACAGUAUAUUAUUCAGAUUUAUUUCAA